Drosophila serrata is the source of this 4217-nucleotide messenger RNA. It is a transcript of the gene slpr, whose product is annotated as mitogen-activated protein kinase kinase kinase slipper. The record is from RefSeq and is a predicted model, not a curated record. Gene Ontology annotation, biological process: protein phosphorylation. NCBI's taxonomy places the organism in Eukaryota, Metazoa, Arthropoda, Insecta, Diptera, Drosophilidae. Gene Ontology annotation, molecular function: ATP binding; protein binding; JUN kinase kinase kinase activity.
AUGCUACCCAUCACUGAGGAGCAGCAGCUGCAGCACCAGCACCAGCAGCAACUCCAGGCGGAACUGGAGGAUGCAGAGCCGCAGGUGGGCGAUGGCAGCCUCUGGACCGCCCUGUAUGACUACGACGCACAGGGCGAGGACGAGCUGACUCUGCGGCGGGGCCAGAUCGUUGUUGUGCUAUCCACGGACAGCGAGGUAUCAGGCGAUGUUGGCUGGUGGACGGGCAAGAUCGGAGACAAGGUCGGUGUCUUUCCCAGGGACUUUGUGACUGAUGCCGAUCCCCUACAGCUCAAUGUCCCCUCCGCCAUUGGCGAUAUCCAGCCGCACGAGAUCGAGUACGAGGAGCUGGACAUCAAGGAGGUAAUCGGCUCGGGCGGCUUCUGCAAGGUACAUCGCGGCUUCUAUGAUGGCGAGGAGGUGGCCAUCAAGAUUGCCCAUCAGACGGGCGAGGACAAUAUGCGCGACAAUGUGCUCCAGGAGGCCAAGCUCUUCUGGGCCCUCAAGCAUGAGAAUAUAGCCGCCCUGCGAGGCGUCUGUCUGAAGACGAAGCUUUGCCUGGUGAUGGAGUAUGCCCGUGGCGGCAGUCUUAAUCGUAUUUUGGCAGGAAAGAUACCGCCAGACGUGCUCGUUAACUGGGCCAUCCAGAUAGCCAGAGGCAUGAAUUACCUGCACAACGAGGCGCCCAUGUCGAUCAUUCAUCGCGACCUCAAGUCCUCCAAUGUACUCAUUUACGAGGCCAUCGAGGGCAAUCAUCUGCAGCAGAAGACGCUUAAGAUCACGGACUUUGGCCUCGCCAGGGAGAUGUACAAUACGCAGCGGAUGAGUGCCGCCGGCACGUAUGCCUGGAUGCCGCCCGAGGUGAUCAGUGUCAGCACCUACUCCAAAUCCUCGGAUGUUUGGAGCUAUGGUGUGCUGCUUUGGGAGCUGAUAACGGGCGAGACGCCCUACAAGGGCUUCGAUCCGCUUUCUGUGGCUUAUGGCGUGGCUGUCAACACGCUGACCUUGCCCAUACCAAAAACAUGCCCCGAAACCUGGGGUGCACUCAUGAAAAGCUGCUGGCAGACGGAUCCACACAAGCGACCUGGUUUCAAGGAGAUACUCAAGCAGCUGGAGAGCAUUGCCCGCUCCAAGUUUACGCUGACGCCGCAGGAAUCCUUUCACUACAUGCAGGAGUGCUGGAAAAAGGAGAUCGCCGAGGUGCUGCACGACUUGCGCGAAAAAGAAAAGCGUUUCCAAACCAUCGAAGAGGAACUGCGCAACAAGGAGGAGCAGCUGCUACGGGUGCAGAACGAGCAACGCGAAAAGGCUACCCUCCUUAAGAUCCAGGAGCAGCACUUGCGGGAGCGUGAAAUGGUGCUUAUCGAACGGGAGUUGGUCAUGAUGCAGCCGGUGCCAACGAAACGCCGGCCCAAAAAGGGCAAAAAGUACAAACCGCUGCAGAUAUCACUGCCGACGGGCUUCCGGCACACCAUAACGGCCGUACGCGACAAGGCGGAGCAGCCGGGCUCACCCUCACUCUCUGGCUUACGCAUCGUGGCACUUACCGAUGGGCACAAGGGCAAGACCUGGGGCCCAUCCACCAUGCACCAGCGUGAGCGAUCGCUCCUGCCCUCGCAACUGGGCGGCGGUGGCCAGCCGGAGUGGCCCGCACAGAGCUCCACUCACUCCUCGUUCAGCAAGAGUGCCCCGAAUCUGGACAAGAGCAAGCAGCAGCAGUUACAGUUGCAGCAACAGCUGCCGGUGGCCUCGUUAACUCCACCGCCGGGCAAUAGCAAUGGCAUGGGAAUUGGAGCGGGAGCGAUAGCGAUAGCGGGAGCUAACGGAGGCGGCGGAGGAGCAGGAGUAUAUCCAGGUAUACCCUAUUUUCUAACGCGACAACCCAACAGCAAUAUUGGUAAUUGUAAGGUCAUCACCACCACCAAUGCCAUUACAACCAACCACAACAACAACAACAACUCCGUCAACAACAACAAAAGCCAGAAUAAUAAUAAUAAUAAUAACCAUAAUAUUAAUAUUAAUAUAAAUAAUAAUAACAAUACAACUACUAGCAAUAGCGGCCACAGUAACAGCCAGACUAACCCCACUUCCCACUCGAACGCCUCCCUGCCCAAUGGCCAGAGCCAGAGCCAGAGCAAGAGCAAAAGCAAGAGCAACUCCAACAACAGCAGCCUUACCAGCGCCAGCAGGACCAUGUACCAUCGUGCCCGAAGCCAGGAGUACGGCCUAGAUCUUUCGCCCAGUCCGUAUCAGCCGCCAAAUCUCUAUUUAGUAUCCGAUGAUAGCUCCGAAACGGACACCGUGACAGGACCCACUGGCUGCUUUCACUUCCUCAAGUCUGGAAAUUCCUCUGCCUCGGCUACAACCACCGCCUCAGCAGUGCCACGUUUCGGCGGCAGUCUGGGCAACAGUCCCGCCGUCGGACGCAAGAAGCAUUCGCUGGACAGUUCCCAACAUCCGCCACCAACAAGCAGCAAUAGCCUGGCACUGCCCACGCAACUGAUGGCAUCGGAGGAUAACAACACCUAUGACCAUGCCUUUUAUAGGGAUGUGAUCAAGAAAAUCAUUGCCAGCAGCGAGCGGGUGAACUCCAAGUCCAGCGGCGACCUCACCAUGUACAAUUCCAGCACACCGCUGACGGCUGCCCAACGGGAUUGCCUUGGCGACGACGAAGACGCAGGCGGUCGCUUUCAGCGCAAUGCCUCGGGAUCGCAGUUUCCGCGACAUUGCUUCUUUACCAGGCAGGAGGAGGAGGAGGAUGACAACAACGACCAAGACGACGAUGACGAUGACUCUGGAGAGGCGGAACAGUCGCUGGACUCCAAUCAAAUGAGACAGAACUCAACAACAUCCCGCAAGAGCUCGGUGACUUUCCAGAGCGUGAGCUUGGAGGAGCCAGCCGGCGUCGGAUCGCCCCCAGCGACGGUAGCUAGCAGAUCGGAGCUGCAGUAUACUUCCAGUGCUUCCAUUAGCUUUGCCACAUACCGCUCUGCCUCGCCAUCAUCACUGUCCUCGUCCAGCGCCUGCACAGCCUCCUCCGGUGGUGAAGUGCUCCAGGGUAUUGCUGGUGAAACGGCGGUGAACGGCAGUAGCGGCUAUCAAAUGCAAGAGAACUCUAUACUAACCACACGACGGAUGCUCGAUGUCCAGCCGCACCCGGAUGUGAUCAAGAUGAAGGAGCACCUGCUGGCCGAAGAGCAGCGCCAACAGAGCAAGAACCAAAGGAAGCAGCGUCCCAAGCACAUCACCAAAUCCAAGUCCGUUGAGGCGCCAGUCGAUGGACAGCCGCAUCCUCAUCAUCCUCACCAGCAGCAACAGCAGCAUCAGCAGCAGCAUUACCAACUCCAGCAUGAGCAUCAUUCGGCAAGCUCCAGCCGCUUCCGCUCUUUGCUGAGCCUCUUCUCGCGCUCUCGGAAAAAGUACAGCAAGCUGGCGGACCACAACCAGUUGGAUGGCGGCGUUGGUGGCUCCGAAUUCAGUGCCAUUGAUCCCUACCAGACCGAUCUGGCCAUGGGUAGUGGCAAUGGGAGCAAUAGUCGAUCGCUGAAGCGUAAGGGCAAGAAACCGCAAACGCAAUCCUGCGAGCAGCUGGAAAGGUGCUGAUUGCCGUUGGAGUUGGCCUCAAUAGCUCAUUGUUUUAUAUUAAAACCCUUAGUCUAGGGCCAGAGCGAAAGCAGAGGGUUACCUUUUGAAGAUUUCUCCGGCCUAGAAGGCCGCCUCUAACUCCUUCCUCACCAACCUCCUACCUUCCCUCCUUGUAACCGAUGAAUUGUUCCUAACGAAGGCAAGGCGAGGGAUGCAGAGAGAACCAUUUGAGGAGAGAUUGUGCGGAUAAACUAAUGCUGCUUCUAUACGUAGUAGACACGACACAAGUGCAUGGGCCGAUGGCAAAAUAUUUAACUAAACCAUAAACUAUAAACCAUUAAACAUAAACCAUAAAUCUGUAACGAUUGGAUUAACCUUUAAGUCAACCAUAAUGGCUCAAUUGCUAUAUAUCUAAUGGGGAUUCACCGCCUCCCCCAAUAUCUUAGUUGAACUAAGUUCUAUAGUUCUUAUAGAAGAACUCCUCGCCCCUCCUCUCAUCCCUGAGAGAUGUGUGUCUUUCUUUGUUUUUCGAAAUUAUUCUUAUUUAAUUUUGCAAUGCGACUCCGUUUGGUAUUUUGAUUACAGUUUUAUUUACAUUUUAUUAUUAGUCUGAAAUCGGGUUUUCCAAUUAAUUU